AUGUCCAGAUUCUUUGCAAACUCGUACGAAUACGAGAGCGGGUCGUCCUCGUCUGAGGAAGACCUUCUUUCAGCCUCCGAAGAAGAGCUAAUGAGCUCUUCUUCGUCCGAUAACGAAGAUCUACAGGAGUCGCAAGACGAGGAGUCUGACGACUCUUUCUUUGACGAGUCUGCGUCGGAAUCAGAUGUGGAUUCUGACGAUUCAGAUGGCAGGCCAUAUGGUCCCGACUGGUUCAAGAAACCAGAGUUCCGUAAAGGAGGUGCCACUGGCGCGAACCGUUUCCUCAAAAACGCCGACUACUCGGACUCAGAAUCAGAUGACGAGGGCAAAAAGGUGGUUAAGUCUGCUAAGGACAAACUGCUGGACGAAAUGCGCAGUGUUCACGACAAGAUCGACGUGGCUGAGAUGACCCAGGACUUUGUAACCGUUCUCAGCGAGCUCGACACCAUGACAAGACUCGUGACCAGAGCUCAGCAACAAAACUACGGUAUUCCAAAUGUCUUCAUCCAAGUUCUUGCCCAAGUCGAGGAUGCUGUUGCCGCUACGUCGCAGCAAGACAUCACAAACAAGGCUGCUGCCAGAGCUUACAACACCACUAAGCAACGUGUUCGUAAGAUAGCGCGUGACUACGAGGAGAUCAUUGCCAAGUACCGUGAAUUCCCUGAAGCGUUCAGCACUGAGCCCACCGAGGACGGUGCCGCCGCGCAGGACAACUUUGCAGUUUCGUCUUUCGCUUUGGCCGGAAAGAAGGCUGCCGAUUUGUCUUCUAUCGCCACUGCAACCUCUGAAUCUGACUUUUUUACCGCCUUGCGUAUUGUCAUCGACUCCAGAGGUAAGAAGGGUACCGAUCACCAGGCACAAAUUAAAACUUUGGAAGAACUGUUGGAUAUUGCCAAGAGUCCCUACGAAACCAUUCUUGCAUACAUCAAUUUGAUUUCAUUCAGAUUCGACUCCUCAGCAACGCUUUCUUACCAACCUAUAGAUCAGUGGAAGGCCUCCCAGCGUGAUAUCGCCAAGCUUUUUGAUAUUCUAGAAGCCCAUGUUGGUCAAUACCAUGUCUCUGAAUUUGCUUCCAGAAACGACUUCAUAGAGGAUGAACCUCAAACUAAUGAGCAAGGAGUUAAAGAGAUCCUUGGGUCUGUGUACUCCUUCGUGGAAAGACUGGAUGACGAGUUCAACAAGUCUUUACUGAACACAGAUCCUCAUUCCAGCGAUUUCCUAGAUCGUCUCAAGGAUGAGCAAAGCGUUUACAAUUUGAUCUUAAGAUCGCAAUUGUAUCUAGAGGCAACUACAACAGUUCAAGCAGACCUUCAGAAGAGGUUGGCUCGUGUUCUUAUCAGAAGACUUGAUCACAUUUAUUACAAAUCUAGCAAACUAGUUGCGAUUACUGAAAGCAAAGCAUGGAGGAGUUUGCGUCAAGACUCCAAGUCUGAAGUGACACCUUUGGGUGAGGAAGUCAACGAAGCCUAUGUUUUCAAGCUCAUUGACACUUUGCAUCAGAUGUUGUGCAACCAGAAGGAUGGUUCUCAACGCAAGAGAGCCGCGCUGUACCAAAUCUAUUUCUAUGCCUUGAACAACGAGUUCGAAAAAGCAAAAGAAAUGCUGCUUUCGUCUCACGUUCAGUCUUCCAUCAACUACUCUGACCCACCUUUGCAAAUCUUGUUCAACAGAGCUGUUGUUCAGCUAGGUCUUGCUGCAUUCAAACUGUGUUUGAUUGAUGACUGUCAUCAGAUUUUGAACGAGGUUUCGACCAGCACGCAUUUGAGGGACAUUCUCGGUCAGCAAAGUCUACAAAGGGUUGCAAACAACAACGCCUUCAGUAAUACGUCAGUUCCAAACGAGCAACUAUGCCUGCCAUUCCAUCAACACAUUAACCUCGAUUUGAUCGACGUUGUGUUUAUGACAUGUUCGUUGCUCAUCGAAGUGCCUCAUAUGGCUGCCUUCUUUUCUGGCAUAAAAGUCAAGAGAAUUCCAUACUCUCAGAAAUCCAUCCGUCGUGCCCUAGAGCACUAUGACAAGUCCAGUUUCCAAGGUCCACCUGAGACUUUGAGAGACCGUGUCUUGUACGCUGCCAAAGCCAUGCAAAGAGGAGACUGGGAAGUUUCGGUGUCAUAUUUGAAUUCUAUUCCAACCUGGUCCAUGUUGCCUAACACCGAAGAAAUGCUUGCCAACCUAACGCAAAGAGUUCAAGUUGAAUCGCUAAGGACUUACAUUUUCACAUACAAAAGGUUCUACUCCAAACUUUCGGUCGAAAAGCUUUGCGAAAUGUUUGGCCUAGCCUCAGAAAAGGUGGUUGAGGUUGUGACCACGAUUAUUACCGACUUUGACAUGCGUGCUGCUUUGGACGAAGGCUCCAAAUACGUUGUGUUUGAAAAGGGCUUUGAAAUUACCAAGUUGGAAGAAGUGGCCGUUAAGCUGGCCAAGGAGACCAAGUACGUUAGCGAACGUCUAAAUGAAAAGAAAUAUGUUGGAAACACUCGCAGACAGGAGUAA
Messenger RNA from Lachancea meyersii CBS 8951, 2493 nucleotides. Lineage: Eukaryota; Fungi; Ascomycota; Saccharomycetes; Saccharomycetales; Saccharomycetaceae. The record is from the annotation of a GenBank genome assembly.